AUGAUGGACUUUCUUCACUCCUACGAUUGCCCUGUCACCGAGCAAACACUGCACACUGUUGCCAUCAAGUUUUGGUAUCAGCAGCCCGUCAAGAAGCUGGCUUCGUUGGCAGUGUUCCCGCCCGAGGCGACUUAUCGGGGAGUGCAUGACAUGAUAGCCGACAGGGAAUGGUCUCCGCAAAAGUGGCAUCGCGAACUUGCGUAUUGUCUCCCAUUGACAAGUCUGGGCAACACGCACAGCAAGCAAGUUCAGGACAGAUACGGAAGUAUUUUGCAGCGGAGGAUUUUUCAUGGUGGUGGACCCUUCAUGCUUGAACAUUCAGAUUGUUUAGUUCCAAGCAUGCUAACGAGACUUGGAUUUCUGGAUUCAGGGCUCAACAGUGACAUACGGGAGGCAAUGUUCCUUUUCAUGAAUGGCAGCCACAACAAGAGCAACUUGAGGAGAGUAGGGUUGCUAGACAAAGCAACUCUCCCGGUCUCAGAAGCUUCAGCUCUGCUUCAUAGUGCAUUCUUGUCAAAUAGAACCUGCGGAUGGCAGCGAGCACCUGCAGACGACAUGGCCCGGAAGGUUCUUGUCAAAGUUCUCCGCUGGCACCCGGAUAAAUGGAGCCCGGCUGUGCAGCGCUUCCCUCUCGCAGAGCAGCCGGUGCUCCUCAGCCGUGUGAAAGAUGUGACCCAGAGGAUCCUCGAGGAGAAGCGGCGGUUCUGCCGCGAUGCGCUGCGCUUCUCUGAGCUGUGGGAAGUCUUCAAGUCAAAAACGUACGUUCAGAACUUCAAGCAGGCUCUCUUCCUGGAAGUGUCACCUUUGAAGAUCAAACUUUUGCACUGGCAGCUGGUUUUUUCAGUCCUCGACUUCGAGGACAAACAUGGCUUUGGCGGCUUGGGGUCGGAGGAAUACCAUGCGCUGACGAACGGAAUUUUCAACCAGCACCGGGGUACAAUGCUGGAUGUAGCCAAAGGAGUGUUCGAGUUCAACGAGGAUUUGAACAAGCUCUUCGGCCCUGACCUAGAGUUGGCCGAGUUGCGUCAUCUCGAUCUCAUUCAGGACAUCGAGCGCUCUCUCGACGAGUUCUUCACCAACCGCCUCACCUUGCGGUUGAUGAUCUCCCACGUCCAGGCACUGAAUGCCAACAAGACCGUCAACAGCGACGGCGAGGCCAUGGUGGGUGUGGUCAACGUCAGCACUCAUCCCAUCACCAUCCUUUCGCGCGCGUACGUCGCCACACGCUUCAUGUGCAUGCGAGACUUCCAGAUGGCUCCGGAUUUGCUUGUGAACGGGACGAUGCAUGACGAAUACGUCCUGCGCCAGGAUGUUCAGCAGCAGCACUUUGCCUAUGUGCACACGCACCUUUUUUAUAUCUUCCUGGAGCUCGUGAAGAACGCUGCGCGGGCCUCCAUCGAGCGUGUGCAGACAUCGGCAGGCAGGAAUGGUGGAAGAGCAGAAAUCCCGUCCAUGAACGUCACAGUGCCCGAGGAGGUCGGCAUUUGGGAUCACGAGCGGUCGGUGAAGCUAGCUGACCGGGGUACAGGCAUGAACCGCAGCGUGCUGGGAAAGGCUUUUUCCUACUUCUACUCCUCCGUGAAAGCACGACCUACAGUCGCGGCGGAGGUGAGCGACUUUGACCGACGCAUGCCCUUAGCCGGCUUCGGUUUCGGUCUUCCGAUCAGUCGUGUGAUGGCCCGAUAUUUCGCCGGGGACGUGGAUGUGAACUCGAUACCUGGCCAGGGGACUGACGUCUACAUCUACCUUUGA
Molecule: messenger RNA, 1752 nt
Organism: Symbiodinium sp. CCMP2592
Lineage: Eukaryota; Dinophyceae; Suessiales; Symbiodiniaceae
Source: the annotation of a GenBank genome assembly